AUGGGGUGGCGCGUGGCGGGAAUCCCUCAGGCGGCGGCGCUGUGGCUGCUCUUGGUGGCCUGCGCGGGGGCGCCGCUGUUGGCGCUGGCGCAGCCGUCCAAGGUGUCUCGCGGCGUCGCCGUGCCCUUCGUCUUCGACCCGCGCGCCGUGUGCGACGCCCCGCCUUGCCAGCACGGGGGCCUGUGCAUCCGGAACGGCACCUGCUUCUGCUCCAGGGGCUACGAGGGCGAGCGCUGCCAGUAUGGUUGGUAUAACGGCUAGAAGAGCGGGUGGUGGCCUUAACAAGUGUGGGGGAGGGGAAGCCCCCUUCCCGUGCAAGGUGUAGGUCAUUGCUGGACUUGAGAUGUGUGUUUUCAGGAUCCAACCACGUUCCUUUGACUAUCGGUGCUGAAUUUUAAAUUGCUGUAACCCGCCCUGGGAUUUUGCUGGGAAAGUGCCAGUAAUAAAUGUAACCCUAGUCCCUCUGGCGCAGGUUUGCAACUAAGCUCUCCUGCCUCUCUGCACCAGCCUUUCUUCGGGGGCUGCCCAUCCGAAGGGAUGGAGGAGCGACCCUCCGGGUGGAGGCAGAUCAGAGAGCCCUCUGGGGCGAGGUGGCAAGCUUCUUUACGGUCCCAUUGUUUUCUUGGAAUUAGUUUUGGGAGUUUUACUUCGAAGUCAAACUGCAGUCCUCUGCAUGCACGUUUACUUGGGAGAAAUGCAUGGGUGUUGGGUAUUCCAGAUUAUAAAUACGCAGGAAAGGGGUUAGUGCACAUUCAGGAUCGAAGGUUUGCUGCCCGAUCCUAUCGUUUACUUGGAAGCCCCGUCGAUUUCUGGCUGUCAUACUCUCACAGACAGGAAAUCGAGUCAAGUCCAGGAAAGCUAACACUACAGUAAGACUGCAAUCCUAUACCUUGGGCACAAGGGGACCUUAUUUCAAGUAAACAUGAGUAGGAUUGAGCACUACACUUCUGUUAAUCUCCUAAAGAUUCCUGCCACAAAGCUCAUGUUUUGUGUCUGCUGUGAAAGUUGACUGCCUGGAGUUUGUCAGCAUUGAUUUCAUUGGUGACGCUUGUUCCCAAGAAAGUGUCUGUGGGAUUGCAGUAGUGAGAACAAAGAGCAUUUUGGCUUCAGCAAGAGAUUCUUCUUACUGAAAGCAAGGUCUUGCUUGGCUGACAAGCCCCGCCUCAAUUCUUAUACUGAAGUGCUUUUACAGGAAUCCUUUCGUGACUAUGGAGGAAGAUGUAACCCAAGUAUUCAUCUGGUGGGAAUAAUGUGCUUGGCUGUUCCGCUUGCAAGUCACCCUUUUUCCAGCAUUAGGGAAAAUGUUUGAGCAGGGAAUCUAAAAAAGAAGAAGAAAUGCUGACCCUACUUUGUGUACUGCUUUUGUCCUCCUGAAAGUCCCAGAUCCCAAAGAAUAGAGGUGGGGGGAGAUAUGGGGGUGGAGCACACUUCAGGAACUUUCUGUAGUCCUUUCCUAAAUAUUCAGCUUGUUUAAAAGUAGGUCUCUAGCCCUUGUAUAUCUCUAGAGCCAGUAUGGUGCAGUGGUUAAGAGCGGUAGACUCGUAAUCUGGGGAACUGGGUUCUCGUCUCCGCUCCUCCACAUGCAGCUGCUGGGUGACCUUGGGCCAGUCACAUUUCUUUGAAGUCUCUCAGCCCCAAUCACCUCACAGAGUGUUUGUUGUGGGGGAGGAAGGGAAAGGAGAAUGUUAGCCGCUUUGAGACUCCUUUGGGUAGUGAUAAAGCGGGAUAUCAAAUCCAAACUCUUGUAGAAACUUUUAGAGAAACAAGGAAGAAUUCAGCGACAGUAUGCUCUCCAGUUGAUCCCUGUGCACCAAAGUUGUUUCUGCCUUCUGGUGUUCUGACUAAUGAGUGCAAAGGCAUGGGGACAAUUGACAAGUGCUGGGGGAGCUAGGGAAUAUUGCAUGGAUUGUGAAUGGAGAAACUUUUUGACAAACUUUGUGGACAAACCUAUCAGUGGUUAGUGGAGCCUGGUGCAAAAGUGGACGUGACUCUUACCCAGAGCUUUCCAAAUUGUGUGCCACGACAUGUUAGUGUGUCGGCUGCAGUGUGUAGGUGUGUCACACAUACGCUCCCCAUGCUUUUCCCGUGGCUGGAAAGGGUUAGUUUAACCUCUGGUUUGCUAGUAAAACCGAAUUACUGUGUCAUGAAAUGAUGCAAAACUGAAUUACUGUGUCGCGAAAUGAUGCACUUCCAAAAAGUGUGUCACCAACUUGAAAAGUUUGGAAAGCUCUGCUCUUAUCUUCGAACUGUGGGUUACAUUCUAGCUGUACAAAUUCAGAUGUUUCUACAGACACCCAUUACAUCUCUCUCCAUCUUCGUUCUGGCAGGCAAGAGGCAUUGCCAUCGUUCAAGGAAGGACAAAUUCCAGCCAGGCAAAAGCACUCAAGGACGGUGUGCCCCAGAGAAAGCCUUGAGGGCCAGUAGAGAGACCUAGAACACCCAGGCCUGAGGUUCCCCACCCCUGCACUAAGUCCUUAUUUCUAAUGUAGCAAAAUGUUUUUAAAAAUUGAAUUAACAUUUAAUUAAUUCAUUUUAUUUACUUUUAUGCCCAGUAACAAAAGUUCUCAGGGUGGUUUAUGAUGGCAUAUUUGUGUGCUCUGGCUGUACUAUGGUGAUUCCCUCCUGCUUUAAACUUCUUCACCAAAAACCUUCAAGACCUCAGGAUUCAGUCUGAGAUAUAGGUAAGUUGAGUAAAAGCUGGAAGAUAGUGAGGACAUGGUGUUUUAAGCCUCAAGGCUAGAAGCAAAGAAGAUGAAGGGUUGCAAAGAAGAUGAAGGGUAGGGUUGCCAUAUUUCAAACAGUGAAAAUCCAGACAGAAAAGCUGCUGAGCAAAAAAAUACCGUUUUUUAAUGAAAAACGGCACUGCCAACAUGGGCUGCCAUACGUCCAGAUUUCCCCUGACAUUUUUUACCAAUUUCCACCCAGACACUGCUGCUGACUCCAGUGUCCCUGAUAUGUCCGGGAAAUCCAGGACAUAUGACAACCCUAUGAAUAGGCCCAGUCUGUCCCUCAAAACUCAACAAUCUGUGGAGGCCAUUUUGAUAUUUUGCCAAACAUAGCCUAAGGCCAAUGCUUGUUUGUUAAUUUGUUUUGACAUUUACACACCAUCUUUUAUGAUUUAACUCAAACUCAAUGAAAUUCAAUUUGAUUAUGAAUUAAAUUUCAACUUAAAAUUAUAAAUCACAACAAGGUUCAAGCAAUCCUAAUACUUAAAUGAAACAUCCAGAAGAAUGGCAGCAUAAAAUCAGCCAUCAACAACUGAAAGAAAACAACACCAGUGGCUUAUGCUGCCAGUGGCUUUAACUUGUAUAAUAUGCCUGCCAGAAUACAGCCUUGGGGAAAUGUAUAAAAGUAGAUACCUUUAUUGAUACAGACAGUAUAAUGAAAGGAGAUUAUACCAAUUAAUCAGGUAUAGUUAUGUCUGGGGUGGAAAGCUACUUAUAAGGAUUAUCACAAGAGGGGGUCGAAUAUGAAGAAUCUUUUAUUUGCAUAAUUGAAUUAGGAAUAGUUCUUUGGAGAAUCAAAUGCAUAUCACUCUCUAUUAGUAAAGUGAAUAGUUAGCAUGUAGCUACUCUGGGUAUUAAAAUGGGUGGGUCCCUGAAGAUGGGAAGAAACAAAACCCCUCUAAGUAUGCAAACAAAUCUUGCUUUUAAAAAAAGAAAGCCCAACUUUUACUUUAAAACCUGGGUUACAGAGCUACUACCACCACCCUAUAUCCAUGGAUCUCAGUGUGGUUCACAACGUAAAAUCACAAUAUAAAAAACAGAAAAGGAAAAAGGAAAAAAUACAUAAUGAAUAUGUGUGUGUAUAUAUAUAUAUGUGUGUGUCUGUGUGUGCGUGUGUAUAUACCUAAUAUGUACAUGCAUUUAAUAAAUAAUAAUACAUUUAAAAGGCCAUAAGCUGUUUAAUUAGCACAAGGCCUGGGAGAAGAGGAAUGUUUUUGUCUGGUGCCUGAAGAUUUGUAACGAAGGUGUUAGGAGAGACUCCCUGGGGAGAGCAUUCCACAAGUGGGGAGCCACUGCAGAAAAGGCCCCUUCUCGUCUUACCACCCUCUGGAGCCACCUUCAUGAAGGAGGUACACGAAGAGUGGCCUCAGAUGAUGAUCACAGGGGCCAGGUCAGUUCAUAUGGGGAGAGGCAGUCCUUGAGGGACUGCAGUAUUUUGUUGAACAUUUGAACAAGUUUUAAAAUACUAAUAAAUGCUUACUGCGACCUUUAAAAAAUAUUUCAAGGAUUUAAUAAGAAUUUUGAAAACACUACCAAAUGGAGAAAAAAGAAUGGUAGCAGUGGACUACUUAUGGGCAAUACUUAUUGCAAUGCACUGAAAUAUUUUUUUCUGCUCUUCAUUCAUGAACAAUGAUUUAAAUAAUUCUUGCUCACAUACUUUUUUGAGAAGUGUUUCUUCUUGUGAUAAGCUGCUAAUGUUUGCCAUUCAUUAUUUUUUUGUUAAAGUGCACAUCUUUUUAUUAUUUUAAAAAAAUUGCCAUUUCCAACAUUUAAUUUGUGCGUUCAGAGACCAGAACCGUCAUCACACAUUAUAGACUCCUGCCAGUAAAUUCCUGGUGAUCACCUGAAUCUCAAUUUAAUCCAUAAUGCAAGUCCAGAGGAAAACCUGAAAACGUUCUAUUGAAAAUUGUUUGCAGAUAGCAAAUACAUCGAAAUCGGGAUUGGCUCAUGAAUGAUUUAUUAGCCAAGAACUAGCUAAACUUGUCAGAUAAUUUGUUUGCACAAAAUCAUCGAAGCAGCCGUAUGCCAAAAUGUGCAAUUUCCCAGUUAUUUAUUUGUCCAUCGUGCAGGCACAUCUUGUAGCUGCCACAAAGAAUUCCCCUAGAAUCCACAAGGAAUACUGUCUCCUCAGCAGGUUUUCAUUUUAAUCCCAUAUUUAGCAUGGAUGAAAACUUAAGAAAAUGCUGUUUGCUGUAGGAAAACUAUUUGUGAAGAAGCUGAUUAAUCACUGGGAAAGGCUGGUGAAAGGGGUGGGGUGCGGUGAUGAGAAAAAUGGUUGUUUGAGGACGUAAUCAGUUUUAACUGUAGAAAGAUUUGCAGUUGUGUUGUGCAGUUCCACAUGGCUUCCAACCAUAAAUCAAAAACUUAAGAGCUCAGAUGAAGUUAGAUGUGGGUUCACAGCUGCUACCAGAACUGUCCUGAAUAACCAGGCAGUCUAAGGACCCAUGAUAUUCCCAAUGGAUUAUUAGCAUCAAUAAAGCUUUAGAACCAACUACAGUCAUACCUUGGAAGUUGAAGCUCCAGCAGCCAAUUGGAAGCCACAGAAGUCACCAAUGGACGUUCGGGUUCCAAAGAACCUUUGCAAACAGGAACAAUCACUUCCUGGUUUGCGGCGUUUGGGACCCAAAAUGUUCGACUCGCAAGUUGUUUGAGAUCCAAGGUAUGACUGUAGUUCCUUUUAGAUAGACCUGUUAAUUGUGUAUUGCCCAGAUCAGUGGAAGGGGUAAUGAAUGAAUGAAUGAAUGAAAUCUGCUUUUUGAAAUGCACCUUUACAUCUUAAAUAAGAAGCCAUUUGUUAAGCAAAAUGGGCAGUACUCAGAAAGAAGCAUGGCAGAAAAUAAAUGAUCAAAUUAUUAGUGUUACCGAAAUGAUAAACUCGCUGAUUCAGGGAGAAUCAAUCAGGUGUUCAAGAAUAAAGGGAGCGGGGGAGUUAACUUUAUGCAAACUGAGCACUCACUUCUGUCAAAUCUACCAGUACACCCAGCACUAACUUCAAAGGGACUUCAAGAGCUAAACCUGUCCCAUCAUCCUUGACCAGUGAGAUAGGAGUGAUUCAUUUAUAAUAUUUCUGUAGCCAUGUUGUACUGUUACAUUUGCACCAAUGUUCAUCUGGAUUAGCUCUUAAUCAGAGUUGAAAAGCAAAGCAUUUCCCAUUACUGUAGCUCUUCUUUUUUGCCUCUGGUUUAGCUAUUGAGGAAUAGCUAAUCUAUUGAAGAAUAGCAUGACCCUUCGCUUUGGAGAUUGGAUUUGGGUCAGAGUCAUUCUGUCACCAGUUCUUUUCAUACAGCAUUUGAGAGCUAAUUAAUAUAAUCAGUUGUGGUGGUUGUUGUCAGAUGACAAGCUUUGCUCCUAUCACUGGAUAGCAAACAGUAUUUAACGUGAUAAGAAAGUUCAGUCUUCAUUAUAGCCAUUUCACAAACCAAAUUAGUAGAUUAGUAGAUUAUAUUUACCAUUACUGAAUGUACAGCAUGCAAUCAUAUGAAUUGCUGCCCGGUCUACUGGGCCCAGGCGAAUGUAUGAAUUAACUGGUAGGCUCCUUAAGGGAGUAGGGUGCUUUUGAGUAGACUGUUCCCAACCCCGAAGCCCAGAAAUGUCUCAUCUAACUUUCUUUGUCCCUUUAUUUUGGUUCAUAGCAACUUGUUAUCCGAAAUGUAAAAAUGGUGGGAAAUGUCUCAGGCCUGGAAAAUGCAGAUGUCAGCCUGGCUAUGGAGGACGAUACUGUCAUAAAGGUAAGUUGAGUUUAGACAGUUUUCAAAUUGUAGCAAAGAGUGGGGGAAUAGUCUAAAACCAUUGCACUUUUAGUCCAAAGCUUUUUGAGGGUACUAGGUUGGUCAGGACUGCAAUACAGACAUGGUAUAAUGUGUCUGGAACUCUUAUAUAUUGAGAUUAAUAUUUGAUUACUAUUUGCAUUUCUGGAUCUGUUGUGCAGUCGCUUUGAAUGUUUCAUUUUGAGGCAGAAAGUCAGGAUCGCAACGUUUUCCAUAAAUAACAAUAAGCAGGUAUAACAUUAUCGUAAACAAAUGAGCAUGAAAUUUCCACUUAUAUGCCUCAACUCCAUUCUAGAAUUGUUGCUUGGAAGAGGCAACAUUUAUGCAACAAAACACCCUUGCUAUAAUGCUAUAAUGGCUUGCUUUGUGCCUGUGCUGUUUCCUUCCAGUAAGCUGUGAGGGAGGGUGUCAAAAUGGUGGUGAGUGCAUCUCGGUCAACGGGCUGGUAAAGUGUCUUUGUGCUUCAGGCUGGACAGGAUCAAGAUGCCAAGAAGGUAAAAAUCUUCACUUCGUUAGUUAUUGCGUUUCAGUCCCACUCUUCUUUCAACUUGGAGUUUUCCCCAUUUUAUUGUUGAAACAAUCGGUAUAAAUAGAUUAGGCCGAGAGAGAGAGAGAGAGAGAGAGAGAGAGAGAGAGAGAGAUUUGUUCAGGGUUGCUCAGUAACUUUUAUGGCUGAAUGGGGAUCUGAAUUCAGGUCUCCUGUUCCAAGCUGAACUUUUCCCACUAUGGUACGCUAGUUAUCUAACGCCUGGCAGUGGAGAGGAGAGAAGAUGUCAACUGGUGCUUGGAUGCAGUUCAUUAAAAUAUAUCCAGUGUGUUUCGGGGGCAAAUCGCCUUAUAUGAUUCUGCACGGAGGGGUUCCUCCUACUCUUUCCCCCCAAAAAAUCACUUUCAGAGCUAACACAGUUUACCCUCUGUUCAAGAGGUAACCGUUUCUGAGAAUGACAGCUAAAGCCACUGCUCUCAAUCUGUCAGUUUCAUGCAAAGGUAGAAUGUGGUCACUUUUAAUGAUGUUAGUGUUCUGUUCUGGUCCGAGGGAAGAAAUAUCCCCCCCUUAAACCAGGGAUGCCUAACCUAUGGACUUCUGAAUGUUGCAGAACUACAACUCCCAUCAGCCUCACCCAGCAUGGCAAAUGGCCACAGGUGAUGAGAGUUGUAGUUUGGCAACAUCUGUAAGACCCCUGCUUAAAACAUUCUCUAAUGCUCUAUAGUGGGGGCGGGGAAAUCUCAUCAUCACCCCUUCAGAUGUUGGUGGACUACAGUUCCCAUCAUCCCUGACCACUGGCCAUGUUGGCUGGGGCUGAUGGAAGUUGGACUCCAGCGACAUCUGGAGGACCAUAGGUGUCCCCCACCCCCUGCCAUCCCCAGCUCUACAGUAUAAUAUUGAGAGACCGAGAUAGAUGACUUUGCUUUAUUGUUCUUUCGUUGCAGCGGUUUGUCCUCAGGGAUGUCGGAAUGGAGCAACUUGCGUCGCUCCUGGAAUCUGCAGCUGUGCAACUGGCUGGGUCGGCGGCGCCUGUCAUUUAGGUGAGUUACAUAUCUUUUAGAGCCUCUUAAAUGAAAUGCCUAAAAGCUGACAUGAUCAUCGUGACACCCGCAAGAGCAACAAAGUCUUUGCAGAGGCGUAUGAGCUGCACCCAGAUUCCCACCCUCAUUACCUGUCUCAUGUGUGUACUAUCCCCUCAUCUAAAUAUGAACGGAUCGAUGCAGAUAGGAAAUAUUGCAUGAGUUACUAAUUUUGUAUUGGGAUAUAGCUGACCUGAGCAGUUGCUGGCGUGUAGUUGGCAGUUCAUUAACUGUACCUGCCUUUGGUCAGUGGCUCUUCCAUGGCUGUCCCAUGCAAGAUUGACUGAAAUGAAUGAGGCAGCAGCAAUGUAAAGACAGAUUGCUGGUUUGCAUUGUUAGGCAAGUCCUACUGAAAUUUAUGGAACAUGAAUAGUAGUAGGAAUGAUGAUGAUCAUUAUAGUAGUUGUUGUAGUAGUAGUAGUAGUAAAUAAUAAUAAUAAAUUUUGUGCUUCAUCUAAUGCGGUCUGUUCUAUAUGAAACCUGCAAUCUAGUCUAACUUCAAAUUUCAUUGGGUAAAUAGCCGUUACCACUCAGAUGCUGAUAUUGGUGAAAGUUAGGAUAAAAUAGACAAUACUGAUGCUCCAGAAAUGAGUUUCACAUUACAGCAACCUCUAGGAUUUCUUUUUCCAGUUUAGCAGGGCUUUAAAAAGAAGGGAAAGAGUCUUCCUCUUCCCUAAAGGCAGACAAAAAUAGUCUGUCCAUAGCUGCUGCAGCCUUGAAGUGGAAAGCAUGCAAUCCUCUUAAUGCAGUGGUUUGCAAAUGGUGGGUCAAAGCCCUUAAGGCAAUGAUAGAUGUCAAGUGGGCGGGUCACUAAACUGAGUAACAAGUGCCAAGCAUGAAGCAAUGCAAGUGGAUAAGAGAGUAUCUUAAAAGCAGCUUCUGGGAUCCUUCAGCUAAAGGAUAUAAGUGACUGUCAAGUAUGUCUGUGCCUGGAGCUGCAUUUGUCUGGGUCAGUGGCUGCAAUCUAGUAGUGCAUUCUGAAUUAAGGCAAUGUGGGAUGGAUUGGGUACAGAAGCUUCCAGGCAGGACCUUUCUUGAGGCAGAAAGUCAGCUGAAUUGAAUUGUGCUGCCAUCUGUCUUUCCUUGAGACUAACGUGACAGCUACUCUUACAACAAAUGACUGAGACUAACUAUAUAGGAGUGACUGUGAGGACCAUAAACCUCUUGUGUUUACUGUACCUCUAAUUCUCAAAUACACCAUUACUUUCUGUUGGGGCAUCAUUCUCUUUCAGUACUUGCAUGAUCAUGAGCGCUUUUAGAACUAUCAGUGGCAACUUCUUUCUUUUCUUGCUUCUAAGAUGGGGGAGUGCUGCUUUCGAGAGAUGGCCCUUGAACUGAGUUCCCUGUGAAGUAGUGAUUAGCUACUUCGCUUUUGAGUCUCUGGAUUAAUCUUAUGGGUUAAUCCUCUUGAAAUGAAUAAUCAUUGCAAUAGCAGUAUGUCGAAGUAACAGGUAUAGAAAUAUAGAACAGCACAGAAACAUGCCAAACAGUAGGUACUGCUAGAAUGGCUCUGCAAAGGAGCAUUCUAUUCUGGUUGCUUUUAUUAGGAACCCACACAAAUCACCAUGACUGGCUAAAUAACUUGUAAUUUGCUUCUCUCACCUGCAACGGUGCAGACCUGAAAACUGCUUUAAAGUUCGAGAACACCCAUGAGGGUUAUUUAUUUUUCUAUUCGUUUUAUGAGUCACUUCUCAACAAGUUGUCUCCAAAGCAUCUUGCAAUAUUGAAAAAGUUUGAAACAAUAAUGAAUGAUAAAACCAUAAUCAACAGUAAUGUAAACAACAGGCAGAAGUGAAAAUUAAUAAGGGAGCAGUCAAUAAAAAUGCAGAUCCAAUAGAAGGCAGAAAACAAUUUAGCUUUGGUAAAAAGAAAAAUGUCGACACAGUGUGUAAAUGAUGAUAAUGUUUAGAUUUACAGACCUGUCUAGGGAGUUCAGUCACCACUGAAAAGGCCCUCUUUUUUAUUGCCAAGGUGCCAAUUACUCACAGUGUCCUCCUGGAAGGGAAAGACGCUUGAGCAUCAAUCAGUUAGCACAACAGAUGUCAGGCGUCAGGGAAUCCGACCCCCCACGGUAGACUGCCAGGAAUAGAUAGACAAGGAAGGCUCUUACCAAUGUCUUACAUUCAGUAUUUACAGAGAGAGGCUUAGAAAUGCAGCCUCUUGGAGUAAUGGCAUUGCUCCAAGUAAUCUUCACCCCCCCCCUCCUCAAUCAUCAACAGCACCACCCAGCUUACGGUGGCUGCUUAGAGCCAUUUGUCUCUGAGCCCUUUGCUCUCCUACUUUCACUGCUCGCUGGGUUCUGGGAGAAGGGGGGGUCUGGAAUGAUUUCUAGUGAUAACAUGUUAGCCAGCUGCUCUGACUCUACCUCCCCCUCCUCUUCUCCUGUUAUUCUCAACUUUGCCCCUCAUCUACCUCUGAGCUGUGACCUCCCUCAAACCCCUGUUGUAAAUCUAAACUGUCUUCCUCUUCUCUGGAAGGCCCUGGCUGCGGAGACGUUCUCCACCAUUCCUCCUCUGUCCAGUCCCUGACAACAGAUCGCCCUGCUCAGGCCUAAAUUUUGUACUUGCAUGGAAUUGCCAUAGUCCUGCCAAGCCAUGUUUCCCUUUCAAACCAGUUUGUAAACUCAUGGGCAGGCAAGCAAGCAGGAUGGGUGGGAUUUAAACAAGCCAUAGGUUUUGAAAUCACAAGACAUUUCCCCAUUUGAAUUAUUUUUAAAUCACAACAAUCGUUUCUCCAAGUAUAAGAUUUAACAAAAUUCCGACACUAUAAGGAUGAAUGGCAGGCAUGGAUACUGUAGUUCUGCUGUAUUUUAAUGAUAUUUUCUUCUUAGGAAUAAUUGUGAUAAUUCAAUAAAAUACUAUGCAUCAAAUGCAGUUAAUGAGAUGAAAUCUGUGCUGUGUAACUGAUAUGAGUUUUGGACUCCCCCCCAGCAUUGUGUAGGUUGCCAUGUCAGCAUGGAGGCAAAUGCAUCGCUCCAGAUGUGUGCAGAUGUCGUUCACCAUACUCUGGUAUACAGUGUACAAAGAAAAUGAAGCAAUGAGACAGCCUACUCUGAAGACGAGCUCCUUUUAUUUUAAUGAAUAAACAUUGGGAGAAAGGAGAAAUUUUGCAUUAUGCUAGUCGGUCCAUCCAUAGGAUUUUAAAGUCUUGAUUAUAUAUUAAAUGAAUGCUCUCCUAUACUGAAGGGCGUUUUUGUUUUUUUUAAAGUAUGGCAAUAUCAAAGCAGUUGAAUGUGUAUCAAAAUAUAUGCGUGGGGAGAAUUUGGAAGCACGUGGAUACCUUAUGUUUCAUUUUAGCACAUGUAACAUUGAAUAUUUUUUACUGAAUAAAGCAUUCCCGCCCCCCGCCAAAA
This is a messenger RNA of Podarcis lilfordi (Lilford's wall lizard), 11411 nucleotides long. The record is from the annotation of a GenBank genome assembly. NCBI's taxonomy places the organism in Eukaryota, Metazoa, Chordata, Lepidosauria, Squamata, Lacertidae.